This is a messenger RNA of Penicillium oxalicum, 1242 nucleotides long. RefSeq names its product PCI domain-containing protein. The record is from RefSeq and is a predicted model, not a curated record. NCBI's taxonomy places the organism in Eukaryota, Fungi, Ascomycota, Eurotiomycetes, Eurotiales, Aspergillaceae. Bases 1 to 1242 code for a protein of 413 amino acids. Gene Ontology annotation, cellular component: COP9 signalosome; cytosol. The transcript has a single exon.
AUGGCGUCGCAAAAGGUCGCCGCUGCCUUGUCAGCUAUCGAAUCGGUUACACAUCAACCCACCAAGCUCGAACAGUACAAUAACCUCCUCUCGGAUAUCGUGUCCAGCUCCGCUGGCGACGAGCUUGCUCAAGAUAUUGUCUACUACCUUGAUUCGGUCCUGAACGAAGAUUUGAGCAUCGGAGCAACCCGCCCCCUCCUCGAUUCCUUUAUUGCUUUCCUUCAGAAAUUCGACCCCGAGGUUCAGAUCAAGACCGGACAACAUGCCGUGACAUUGCUUCAAUCUCGCGCGACUUCGGUAGAAGAACAAGACUCACAGAUCCGUGAAAUCUUGGCCAGUGCAUACGAGUCACAGGAGGAGUACAGUGCGGCCGCGCGAGCUCUCUCGGGGAUUAAUAUCGACAGCUCUCAACGCCUGGUAUCUGAUACGGCUAAAGCUAGGCUCUGGAUCCGGAUCGUACGUUACUACCUAGAGGAUGACGAUACAACGAGUGCGGAAGGCUUUUUGAAUCGCAUCAAGAAUCUGCCAAGCAAACUCGAGGAACACGACCUCAAGCUGUACUUCCAGCUUUCGCAAGCUCGAAUUCUCGAUGCCCGCCGAAAGUUUCUUGAUGCUGCACAAGAGUACUUCAAUGUUAGUUUGGCUGUGGGUGUUGAUGAGAAUGAUCGACUCGCCGCAUUAUCGGCCGCGAUCAGGUGUGCAGUCCUGGCUCCCGCGGGUCCACAGCGAUCACGUUUUCUCUCCCGACUCUACAAAGAUGAGCGUGCAUCAUCGGUUGAUGAGUUCGCCAUCCUGGAGAAAAUGUUUCUUGACCGGCUGCUCAACGCUGACGAGGUCACUGCUUUUUCACAAAAACUUGCUCCACAUCAACUGGCCGUGACAGCGGACGGCUCUACGGUUCUUGAUAAGGCCGUUAUCGAGCAUAAUCUGGUCGCGGCCAGUAAGCUUUACAACAAUAUUCGGAUCGAUGCGCUUGGUGCCAUUCUGGGUCUGAAAUCAUCUGGCGAUUUCUCUGCGGGCGAGAAAGCGGAGGCUUACGCCGCACAAAUGGUUCAGCAAGGCCGCCUCCGUGGCCGAAUCGACCAAAUCGACGGGAUCAUUUCAUUUGAUACGGAGCUCUCAGGUGGCUCCGGUGCCAACGGGGCAAGUUUGCGACAAUGGGAUCAGGGAGUACAAGAGCUCGCCGAAAAUGUUGAGCGUGUCGCGAGUACCAUCACUGAUCAGUUCCCGGUGAGUCCAUAA